Molecule: messenger RNA, 998 nt
Organism: Vigna umbellata (rice bean)
Lineage: Eukaryota; Viridiplantae; Streptophyta; Magnoliopsida; Fabales; Fabaceae
Product: short chain aldehyde dehydrogenase 1-like
Molecular function (GO): oxidoreductase activity
Source: RefSeq, a predicted model, not a curated record
GUUCAUUCAACAUUUUCAUUGCUUACAUUGUUCCUCCUAUUUCAUCAACUCCCUCUCCAUGGCUUCACUUUCCAAAAGGCUUGAAGGAAAAGUGGCGAUAAUCACCGGAGGAGCUAGCGGCAUCGGAGCCGCCACCGCCAAACUAUUCCUCCAACACGGUGCCAAAGUGAUCAUUGCAGACGUGCAAGAUGCUUUAGGCCACUCCCUCUGCAAAACCUUCACCACGAACAGUCCCAUUCACUACCUUCACUGCGACGUAACAAGCGACUCGGACGUCAAAAACGUGGUGGAAGUCGCCAUAACCAAAUACGGAAAACUCGACAUAAUGUUCAAUAAUGCCGGCAUCUCGGGAGACUCGAACAGAUCCGUAGUAGAAUCCGAUGAGGAAGAUUUCAAAAGAGUUCUCGAGGUUAAUGUGUACGGAGCUUUCUUGGGCUCCAAGCAUGCGGCGAGGUUCAUGGUUCCAGCGAAGAGAGGGGUGAUUCUCUUCACUUCGAGCAUUGCUUCGCUUCUGGGUGGCGAAACGUCGCAUGCUUACGCCGUUUCAAAGCACGCAGUGGUGGGACUGAUGAAGAACCUGUGCGUUGAACUGGGGCAGCAUGGGAUCAGAGUGAACUGCGUUUGUCCAGGUGGCAUUCCCACUCCGAUGCUGAACAAGGCGUUGAAGAUGAACAAGAAGGAGACGCAGGAAUUGCUGUGCAAGGUUGCAGUGUUGAAAGGGACGGUUCUUGAAGCUGAAGACAUAGCAAAAGCUGCGUUAUAUUUGUGCAGCGACGAGGCGAAGUUCGUGAGUGGAGUUAACCUUGUUCUGGACGGUGGUUAUAGCACCACCAACAUGUCAUUCAAUUCAGUGCUGAAUGGUCUCAUGGAUAACUACACCAACAACAUCAACAGCAACAACCAUGCUUAAUCAUGGCUACCAAUAUCCCUUUCUGCGCAUUUCCUGCUUCUACUGAUAUAUGCUGAAAUAAUUAAGCUAUAGUUUAUCUAUUUUCUCA